Molecule: messenger RNA, 4207 nt
Organism: Cyprinodon variegatus (sheepshead minnow)
Lineage: Eukaryota; Metazoa; Chordata; Actinopteri; Cyprinodontiformes; Cyprinodontidae
Product: NACHT, LRR and PYD domains-containing protein 12-like
Exons: 10
Coding region: 620-4093 (1157 amino acids)
Molecular function (GO): protein binding
Source: RefSeq, a predicted model, not a curated record
AAUCUAAAUUUUUCCAGUUGACAGUUUUAUCUGCUUUUAAUCGACCUGUGCAGAGACUAUAUAAAAACUUCCCUCUCGUAAUACUUCCUUUUUUCAGCCAUCGGGGUGAAGCAACAGGAUGUUAAAGCUACUAGCCCAUGAGGAUAGGUAUGUAUUUAGCACGUAGGGAUCAUUUAACAGCAGACGAAGAAAAUAGGAUUGUCUAAUCCCUGUCUGAGUUAUAUUGUUGCAACGGAUUCCUUCUUUUGAUGAAUUUUAUGCUUUUAAUAACUGACAUUUCAAGUAGACUUUGAAAAAUGAACUGAACAGAUUUAGAAAUGGAUCUUCUGCUUUAAAGAGAAGUUUUUCCAUGUAAGCUGGUCAACAGCCGAGGGAUACACCUCACCAUGAGUUCUGGUUCUCCCUCUUGAAGGAGGGAGAAAAUUCUCCCUCUAGAAGAAUUUUUCAAGAAGACUCAAAGUUGUACUACAUGCUUCAAAUUGUGUUUAUGGAUAUCCAAUCCAAGCCAAUCCAACAACACAACACCCCACUGGACUUGGCUCUGUACCUCUAACACAACAAUACCUGAACCCAGACUCCAGCAAAGGCAGUAUUGAUUUUAUAUAUAUAAGGAGCUGCCAUGACACCAGAAGACCUCUUAAACAUUCUAGACGAUCUUGCCAAUGAGGAGUUUAUCCGAUUCAAAUGGUUCCUGCAGAAAAGUGACUGUCUUGAAGACCUCCCAACCAUCAAAAAGGCUCAACUUCAGAUGGCAAAUAGAGAGGAUACGGUUGAUCUGAUGGUUCAGACAUACAGGGUUCCUGGAGCUGUCAAGGUCACCAAGAAGGUUUUAGAAAAGAUCAACAGGAAUGAUCUCCUUAAACGUUUGCCAGUUACCACAUCAGGAACAGAAGUCAAUGGAAGUGAUGAUGAAGACUCCUCUGGGAUAUCUGGACAGGCCUUCUCUCAUACACUGGCAGGUCCUCUUCAAAAAGAAGAUCUGAUAGUUCCAGUUCCUGAGCCCCAUUGCAUCAGAUUUUACCAACAGAUGCUUCAGUCAAACUUCCAGGACAAGUUCAUGUGUGCACAGGAGGGUUGGGCUGAAGAUAAACAACGCCUGGUGGAUAUCUAUACAGAGGUCUACAUCACUGCUGGGUGUGAUGUACACAUCAACACACAACAUGAGGUCAGACAGAUUGAGAACAUUUUAAAGCCAGCAGAAGAAAUACGAGUGAAACCCAGAGACAUGUUUAAUCAUCCUUCAGGAGAGUACCAGCCCAUAAAAACCAUACUGACCAAUGGAAUAGCAGGAAUUGGGAAAACCUUCCUCGUGCACAAGUUUGUGUUGGACUGGGCUGAAAAAAAAUCCAAUCAAAACAUAGAUCUUAUUUUCCCCUUCACCUUCCGUCAGCUAAAUCCACUAAGAGCAGAAAAAUUCAGUUUAGCGCAGCUCAUCCAUGAAUGUAUCCCAGAAACUGUAGAUAUCAAAGAGGAGGCUCUAAAUUACAUCUUUAAAACGCUGCAGUCUUCUGGAAACAGCAACUAUGACAAAAGUAGAUUUAAACUACUGUUUGUGUUUGAUGGACUGGAUGAGAGCCGACUUCAUUUGGAUCUUCACAUUGAAGAUGUUCGAUCUAACGAUGUUACAAAUACCACCACACCAGAUGUUCUUUUGAGGAAACUCAUCAAUGGGAAACUUCUUCGCUCUGCUCGAAUCUGGAUAACUUCGAGACCAGCAGCAGCCAGUCAGAUUCCCAGGCAGUUUGUUAGCAGCGUGAAUGAAGUCAGAGGGUUCACUGACCUUCAAAAAGAGACAUACUUUAGGAAAAGGUUCAGAGAUGAAAAGCGGGCCAACAAGAUCAUUUCCCACAUCAAGGGAUCACAAAGUCUCCACAUCAUGUGCCACAUUCCAGUCUUCUGCUGGAUCACAGCUACCGUUCUGGAGGAUAUGAUAAAAACCAGAGGCACUGGAGAUCUCCCCAAGAGCCUGACUGAGAUGUAUACAGAGUUCCUGGUGUUUCAGAUGGAUCACACUAAAGAAAAAUAUGGCUCUGAGAUGUCUAUUCAGUUCAUCAAAUCCUUAGCAAAGCUUGCUUAUCAGCAGCUGGAGAAGGGCAACCUGAUCUUCUACGAGAAGGAUCUCAUUGAGACCAGCGUUGAUUUGAAAGAAGCCUCAGUGAUCUCAGGAGUUUUCACAGAGAUUUUCAAAGAACAGCUUGGCAGGAAAAGAAAGGAAAAGAUUUUUAGCUUUGUUCAUCUGAGCGUUCAGGAGUUCUUAGCUGCUGUCUAUGUGAGGAUGUGUCUUAGUAACAGCAGCAAACACUUGUUUUUCACAAAACCAUCAAUGAAAAAUCUUCAGGUUUUUUUCAACAACCCAUCUUCAACAAAGAUUGACAGGAUUCACAUUGACAAAGCACUGCGGUCCCCAAAUGGACACUUGGAUCUUUUCCUUCGCUUUUUUCUCGGUCUUUCCCUGCCCAGAAACCAAGAUAAGCUAAAGGACUUGUUGGAAAAAGCAAACAGUAGUUUAAUGACCAAUGAGAAAACUGUUCAGUACAUCAAGAAGAAGAUUGGGGAGGAUCUGUCUGUAGAGAAACGCAUUAAUCUGUUUCACUGCCUGAAUGAACUGAACGACCACUCUCUGGUAGAGGAGAUACAGCUUUACCUGAGAUCAGGAAGGCUCUCUACAGACAAACUGUCCCCAGCUCAGUGGUCAGCUCUGCUCUUUAUCUUGCUUUCGACCAAAGAUCUGGAUGUGUUCGACCUAAAGAAAUACUCUGCUUCAGAGGAGGCUCUUCUGAGGCUCCUGCCAGUGGUUAAAUCUUCCUGCAAAGCUCUGCUGAGUGAAUGUAAUCUGACUGAGAGAUGCUGUGAAGCUCUUGGUGAUCUACUCAUCUCAGAUUCUUGUGGUUUGAAGGAUUUGGACCUGAGCAAAAAUAUCCUACAGGAUUCAGGACUGGAGCUGUUGUUGGCUGGAAAGGAGAACCCACUCUGUAAGCUGGAGAUUCUCAGGUUAUACCAGGUUGGCGUCACAGGAAGAAGCUGUCAGGAGUUAUCAUCAGUCCUCAGCUCAAAGUUCUGUUGUUUGAGAGAGCUGGACUUGAGCAGCAACGACCUGCAGGACUCAGGAGUAAAGCUGCUCUGUGCUGCUCUGGGAAGUCCUCAAUGCUCUGUGGAAACUCUCAGGUUAAAUCAAACAUCAAUCACAGAGAGCUGCUGCGAGGAGUUAUCAUCAGUGUUCUGCUCCCAGUCUUCCAAACUGAAACAGGUGGAUCUAAAUAACAAUGACCUUGGGGAUCAGGGGAUGAAGCUUCUUUCUGUUGGACUUCAGAGCUCCAACUGCUUUCUGGAAACUCUCAGGUUAUCGGGUUGCAUGAUCUCAGCGAAGGGCUGUUCUUUCCUGGAGUACGCACUGCGAACUAACCCAUCCCAUCUCAGAGAGCUGGACCUGAGUUUCAAUCACCCUGGAGAUUCAGGGAAAGAUUUGCUUUUGGCUAGAUUGGAGGAUCCACUUUCCAGACUAGAGAUUCUCAGACUGGAAUAUGAUGGACAACAGAGACUAAAACGUGGUCUGAAGAAGUAUUUCUGUGAACUGACGUUGGACCUGAACACGGCCCACAUAAAGCUCCAACUGUCCCACGGCAACAGGAAAGUGGCCACAGUAAAAGAGGAGCAGCCCUAUCCAGAUCAUCCCAACAGGUUUCACUUCAGUCAGCUGCUCUGCACGGACGCACUGGUUGGCCGCUCCUACUGGGAGGUGGAGUGGGAAGGAGUGGUUCACAUAGCUGUGAGUUAUAUAGGAAUCGGAAGGAAAGGAACUAGAGGUGAAUGCUUGUUUGGAAGAAAUGAAAAGUCCUGGAGUCUGAGCUGCUCUACCAUUGGUUACGCCGUCUGCCACAAUCAGAAAGAGGUUGUUCUUUCCUCCUCCUAUGUCUCCAACCGUGUAGCAGUGUAUGUGGACUUUCCUGCCGGUGUUCUGUCUUUCUACAGAGUCUCUUCUGACAUACUAAUCCACCUCUAUACCUUUAACAUCAUAUUCACUGAACCUCUUUAUGCUGGUUUUGGGUUCUGGUAUGGUGGGCAGGGAUCCUCAGCUUAUCUCAUCUCUCCAUAGAAGAACAAACCUCCUUGUGGUGGAUCCUGUCAAAAAAACAGUUUAAAAACACGACCAAAAACUACCAUCUUUAAAAUUACUUAAAGUAUAAUGCAGGAAAAAUAGUUAAAGGAA